Molecule: messenger RNA, 3523 nt
Organism: Betta splendens (Siamese fighting fish)
Lineage: Eukaryota; Metazoa; Chordata; Actinopteri; Anabantiformes; Osphronemidae
Product: MAP/microtubule affinity-regulating kinase 3-like
Exons: 18
Coding region: 559-2778 (739 amino acids)
Biological process (GO): protein phosphorylation; microtubule cytoskeleton organization; intracellular signal transduction
Cellular component (GO): plasma membrane; cytoplasm
Molecular function (GO): tau-protein kinase activity; ATP binding; protein serine/threonine kinase activity
Source: RefSeq, a predicted model, not a curated record
ACAAGCUGUUAUUUAUCAGAGUUGCUCUUCAUGGCCAGUCACCCUGGCAACAACAAACGCCGCUCAAGCCAAUCACUUUCCGCGCCGCUUAUGACGCCACGUCCGGUCUACUCGCUGGGUUUGGUUCGUCCUCCAUCUUGGUUGUGGUUAUCGGACCGAGUUGCAGUCUCUUGAAGAAGAUAGGUUGACCGGCUCUGGACCCGCUCUUGAGUUUAGCGAACCGACACAGUAUCUUUGAACUCACUCGGUCCAAAGGAUACCAGGCAGAGCUGGAUUGACAGUAGUCCAGAAGCUCAUACACAGGGCCCUGCCGGGAUGCUAGCGGGCUAGCGGCGAAACUUAGCCAUCAAAGAGGAACUGUUGCUCCGCUCCAGUUUGGAUCCAUGCCAUUUCAAAAACUGCCGAAAAAGAAGCCCAACCGAGCAGAUAGGGUUGGUCCUGUAGUCAUACAGGAACCAGUGAUGCCGGGUCGGUAAUUGACACAGCACGCAGACAGCUCGCAGAGUUGUGGCAGGUGCUGCUUCAUGACCCAACGUCCCUCACGCUGACCUGGGUAACAUGUCCAGCAGGACCCCACUGCCCACUGUCAACGAGCGGGACGCCGAGAACCAUACCUCUGUAGAUGAUGGUCGCAGCGAGGUCCUGUCUCGCUCCAUUCGCUCUGCUCGCUGUAAAACUGCCUCGUCCUCUGGCGCAGACGAGUCCCCCCAUGUGGGAAAUUAUCGUUUGCUGAAAACCAUUGGGAAGGGAAACUUUGCCAAAGUUAAACUGGCUCGACACAUACUGACAGGACGAGAGGUGGCGAUCAAAAUCAUUGAUAAGGCUCAGCUAAACCCCACCAGCCUCCAGAAGCUCUUCAGAGAGGUCAGAAUAAUGAAGUUCCUUAAUCACCCAAAUAUCGUGAAGCUGUUUGAGGUCAUAGAGACAGAGAAGACUCUGUACCUGGUGAUGGAGUACGCCAGUGGAGGUGAAGUGUUCGACUACCUCGUAGCGCAUGGGAGGAUGAAGGAAAAGGAGGCCAGAGCUAAAUUUAGACAGAUUGUGUCUGCUGUUCAGUACUGCCAUCAGAAGCACAUUGUUCAUCGCGACCUAAAGGCGGAGAACCUCCUCCUUGAUGCUGACAUGAAUAUUAAAAUAGCAGAUUUUGGCUUCAGUAAUGAGUUUACUGUCGGGGGGAAGCUGGACACUUUCUGUGGGUCUCCACCGUAUGCGGCACCUGAACUCUUCCAGGGAAAGAAGUAUGAUGGUCCAGAGGUGGAUGUGUGGAGUCUGGGUGUGAUUCUUUACACUCUGGUUAGUGGCUCUUUGCCAUUUGAUGGUCAGAAUCUCAAGGAACUCAGAGAGCGUGUGCUGCGGGGGAAGUAUCGCAUUCCCUUCUACAUGUCAAAUGACUGUGAGAACCUGCUGAAGCGAUUCCUGGUUCUAAACCCAGGGAAACGAGGGACUCUGGAGCAAAUCAUGAAGGAUCGCUGGAUCAAUAGUGGAUUUGAAGAAGAGGAACUAACGCCUUUUGGGGAGCCGGAGCUGGACAUCAGAGACCAAAAGAGGAUAGACCUGAUGGUGGGGAUGGGUUACUCCAGAGCAGAGAUCAAUGAGUCACUUGCCAAGAUGAAGUAUGAUGACAUCACAGCCACUUACCUAUUGCUGGGAUGCAAAGUCUUUGAGGUGGAUGUGACUGACUCGUCGUCCUCUGGAUCCGUCACCAUACUAAAAUCUCGUUCUCCUGCUCACCUCCUCCCCCAGCACUACUCCUCCUCCAAGCAGAGGAGGUAUAGCGACCAAGUCUGUCCGGUAUCCUCAGCUGUUCCUCAGCACAGUAAGUGUCAGACGGCAGUGACAUCGGAAGGGGAGGGGCAGCAGGAGGCUGGAGGUCACAACAGGAAGUCCAGUCCUGUGAAGACUGGCAGUUCUGAGCAAGGAGUUUCCGUGAACCCCAACAUGGCUGACAUCCCUGAGCGAAUGAGGUCGUCAGCCACAUCCGCUGGAGGAUCCUCCAGCAUGACAAGGAGAAACACGUAUGUUUGCAGUGAGAGAAAUGCUGCUGAUCAAUUAUCUGUGGUCCAGAAUGGCAAAGAAAACAGCUCAGUGGUCACAUCCAACCAAAAAUCAGGGGGCGGAGCCUCCUCCCACAGCAUCAACAGCGGAGCCACACCCCCCGAUCGACUUCGCUUUCCUCGUGGCACAGCCAGUCGCAGCACCUUUCAUGGUGGACAGCUAAGGGAGAGACGCACUGCCACCUACAACGGCCCCCCCACCUCCCCCAACUUGUCACAACAUGCCACCUCACCUCUCUCCCAGUCACGAGCAAAAGAGUCCACCAACCUGUUCUCCAAGCUUACCUCCAAAUUCACACGCAGAGGCAUCUCCGAUGUUGAGAGGAACGGAAGACCUGAAGGGUCCAGUCGUAACGUGUCACCUGAUCAGAAGGACGAGCAUGGAUCUCCUGCUGUUCAGCUGAAGGACACGAAGGACGCAAAACCCCGCUCUCUGAGGUUCACUUGGAGCAUGAAAACUACGUCAUCCAUGGAGCCCAUGGACAUGAUGAGGGAGAUCAGGAAAGUCCUGGAUGCCAACAACUGUGACUACGAGCAACGUGAGAGCUUCCUGGUGCUCUGUGUCCAUGGAGAUGGACACUUGGACACCCUCGUCCAGUGGGAGAUGGAAGUCUGCAAACUGCCCCGCCUGUCACUUAACGGGGUUCGUUUCAAACGGAUCUCAGGAACGUCUAUUGCCUUUAAGAACAUAGCCACCAAGAUUGCCAAUGAGCUGAAACUGUAGAUGGAGGGAGAGAGACCGGUAAAGUGGACCAAUUGUUCUCUGAUUUUACAUUUAAUGACUGUGGCCGUCUAUGUGAACCUGGUCUGUAUUCAUUGUUUGUUGGAGAUUGACCAGCAGCCUGGAGUCUGACCACAUCUCUCUCUCCUCUCUCCAGGCUCUGCUUCCCAUUGUACAGGUUUUUUUUCAUCUCUCCCCAGGCUCAGUCCUCCUGUACUUUGCACUUAUAAUUCAAUGAACGUGGCUGACGGCUGCAAAGUAUCAUAGAGCACCAGUGUCCGGUGUUGCUAAAGAAGGCAGUUUAUUCUUUUAUUUGAAAGGAACCUCCCCAGCCCAUCAGUGGAUGGGUGAGGCUGGAGUCUGACACAGGGCCGCAGGGCCAAGUCAUUCAGGUAGUUGUGAGUUUGUGAAUGUAAAUAGUUUCUGACAGAGACUCUGACUGUUUUCAUGUUGAUUCAUUUUUCCUUUUGUACGGGUGGUCAGUCAGCUGGUUGUUAUUGUGUGGUAAUGAACAUGAGGGUCACCUGUGUCUCAUUAAACAACCUAAACAAAGCUCAACUUCCUGCCUACAUGACUGAGCCACCAAAGCCAUUUUCAAACUGCUCUGAUGCCACUGUUGAUGUCAAGAUGCCUUUACUUAUUCACACAGGUCUUAAAUAAGAUGUUUACGGCAUUCACAACUGAUGCGUAACUGGCCAGACCAGAAGUUACAGGGGGCAGGGUAAUAAAACUUCCAUUACUGGCUACA